Fulvia fulva is the source of this 2799-nucleotide messenger RNA. Its product is annotated as Beta-hexosaminidase. Gene Ontology annotation, molecular function: hydrolase activity, hydrolyzing O-glycosyl compounds; acyltransferase activity, transferring groups other than amino-acyl groups. NCBI's taxonomy places the organism in Eukaryota, Fungi, Ascomycota, Dothideomycetes, Mycosphaerellales, Mycosphaerellaceae. The record is from RefSeq and is a predicted model, not a curated record. The transcript has 5 exons. Bases 1 to 2799 code for a protein of 932 amino acids. Gene Ontology annotation, biological process: peptidoglycan turnover; carbohydrate metabolic process.
AUGGUCGCGAGCAAUGGCACCUUUGACCCAUAUUGGGGCGACAUGGACAAAACUCUGGGGCAGCUCUUUAUGAUGGGCUUCGAGGGCACCACUGUAACGCCACAGAUCAAGAAGCUGAUCCGAGAGGACCACCUUGGUUCCAUCUUACUUACUGCGAAGAACUUGAAAAGUGCCGAGCAGUGCACAGAGCUCGUGCUUGAACUGCAACGAACAGCAUACGAGGCUGGCCAUACCGUCCCUCUGCUCAUUGGCCUGGACCAGGAGAAUGGCGGCGUCAACAGUCUCUUCGAUGAGAUCUACAUUCGCCAAUACCCUUCGGCGAUGGGUCUGGCAGCCACCGGGUCCAAGGAAAUCGCGUACGAAGUAGCCAAGGCGACCGCCGAAGAGAUCGCAGCAUGCGGUCUCAACCUGAUGAUGGGACCAUGUCUCGACGUGCUGACCAACGUCCGUAACCAGCCACUCGGUGUGAGAACGACAGGCGAUGAUCCUCAAGAAGUCUCAGCAUAUGGCAUUGCCUUCAUGAAAGGAUACAAGGACGCGGGUGUCAGUACCAUGGGCAAACACUUUCCAUCGUACGGCAGUCUGGAGUUCCUCGGAUCAGCUCUUGAUGUGCCAACGAUCACGGAGAGUCUUGAGUCGCUCAGUCUCAACGCCUUGGUGCCCUUUCGCAAUGCGAUUCUGGCAGGCCUCGAUGCCAUGAUGGUUGGAGGCUGUGCCAUGUCGUCUGCUGGGCUGAACGUAAUGCACGCAUGCCUGUCAGAUCAGGUCGUGAACGAUCUCCUUCGCAACGAUCUACGCUUCGACGGUGUCGUCAUCUCCGACUGCCUCGAGAUGGAAGCGCUCAGUCAUAACAUUGGUGUUGGUGGCGGCACAGUAAUGGCCAUCAACGCUGGAUGUGAUAUUGUACUUUUGUGCCGAUCUUUUGUUCACCAACAGGAAGCCAUCGCCGGGUUUAAGCUGGGUCUGGAGAACGCGAUGAUCAGCGAGGAACGCAUCAAGGUAUCGCUGAAGCGUGUCCUGGACAUGAAGGCAAAAUGCACCAGCUGGGACAAGGCCCUCAAUCCUCCUGGUGUAAGCUUGCUGUCGCAGCUGCAGCCAUCGCACACGACGUUAUCGACCAAAGCAUACAACUCGUCCAUCACUGUCGUUCGUGACAAGAACAGGCUUCUGCCAUUAACGAACCUGAUGGAACCUGAAGAUGAGCUACUGCUUCUGACACCUCUGGUCAAGCCACUAGCAGCCUCGGCAGCAUCACGAGCGCUCUCAGAACAGGCAACAAAUGGAUCGCCCGAACCAGCAGCCUGGGAACGUAGCGCAUCUGUCAUGAGCGGCGAACGAGUCUUUCGAGAACUUGGUCGUUCUCUUGCUCGAGGAAGAAGUGGCCGUGUCCUCCAUACAUCUUACACCGCCAAUGGCGUACGACCACAGCACGAGAACCUAAUCAACAGAGCCAGCGCAGUGGUGAUAGUCACUGCAGACGCUAAUCGCAACAUGUAUCAGCAUGGCUUCACCAAACAUGUUUCCAUGAUAUGUAAUAUGCAUUAUACGUCUAGCGGCGAGAGGCGCGAGAAGCCGCUGAUCGUGGUCUCCGUCAGCUCGCCGUAUGACUUUGCCAUGGAUCAGAAUAUCGGGACUUACAUCUGCACGUACGACUUCACGGAGACCGCACUGAUGUCGCUGGUGAAAGUCUUGUAUGGAGACUUCACAGCCGCUGGCGCACUACCUGGAUCGAUCAGCCAGAGUCAGAAGCUAUCACAAUCGAAACAGCACUGGCUAGUCGAGGCUUUCAACGAAGAGCGCGAUUCGAAUGGUCUCGACGCGCUGAUCAAGGCGGUCGUCGAUGGUAAUACGCCUGGUCUCCACUCCGAGCUAGCAUGCGCCACUUCGAAUUCGUUCCUGCUUCGAAAUCCCGAAGUGCUUGAGUCGCAUUACGUUGUGCGCAACAGCAGCACCCAAGCGGUGUAUGGCUUCUGCGCAACGUACUACUUCCAAGCGAGCGGCACUGGAGCAAUUGGCGCAAUCUUUGUCGACCCAAGCCGGAGGAAGCUCUCUAUCGGACACUCUCUGCACAAUCGUGCAAUACGCAAUCUGCUUCAAAGGGAAGGCGUAAAGCGCUUCCAGCUCGGAUCUCGAUCGCCCAGUAUAUACCUUGGUAUCCCAACAGGCCAUGGCGGCGAGCGGAAACGACUGCGAUCGUGGUUCGCGAAUCUUGGCUGGAAUACCGCACUUUCCAGGGCCGUAUGCAGCAUGGUCGCCCGGAACUUGUCCACUUGGGCGCCACCCGAGGGCAUGGCAAAGAGCUUACAGAGCGCAGGUGCUGACUUCGAUCUCGUCUACGGCUGGAACUAUGCGGGACCAGUACUCGACCACAUCAAGACCAACAACAGACAGGGUCUUGCCGAAGUGUAUAAGAUGGCGCUCGCAGACCCUGAAGCGUGCGGCAUCAUUCGCGCGAAGCGACCUGACGACGGCACAAUCGUGGGAACCGUUGUGCUCUACAAUAUGUCGUCCCAGGUGGCGGAGUUCGUGCCUAGCAUGAAGGAUCUGGGUGAGCUGGCUGGUGGGAUAUCGUCACCAGUGAUCAGUCCUUCUGUGGGCGAGUAUUCGACUCUGCUGCAAGGCUUAAUCUUGCUGGGAAUGCGCCAGAUCAAGCAGCAAGGAUGCAAUGCUUGCGUGUUGGACUAUAUGGAUGGCGAUGGAAACCUCGAUGGUCUCAGUGCUAUGGGUUUCAGCACCCUGCACAACUUCGAAGAGGUCAGUUGUGACGCCGCGACCUGGACGAUGGUGCCACCAUCUUGA